AUGGCCGUCAAGGCGCUUGUCCGCCCCAAUACCGACCCAUCGCGCACCGUCAAGCUUCGCAACGCCGGCGUCACCAUCACACACGUUGAUCUCUCCGCCGUACCCGCCCUCACUCGUGAAUUGACCGGAGCUGUCUGUGUCGUCUCGACCCUCCAAGGAACAAGAGAUGUCAUCCAAACCGUCCAAGGGAAGCUCUUGGAGGCCUCUGUGGCCGCUAAGGUGCCCCGAUUCAUCCCUUCGGACUUCUCACUCGAUUUCACCAAAACCAAGCCAGGAUCCAACCGCAACCUGGAUCUGCGUCGCCAGUUUCACACCCAACUGAAGAAAUCCGGCAUUACAUGGACCAGCAUUCUCAAUGGCGGUUUCAUGGAUCUCAUGGUCGGUGACUCUCCGAUGAUCAAUCAUAAGAGCCACAAAGUCGCUUAUAUCGGCUCAACGGACCAACUGCUUGAUUUCACCACUAUGGUCGACACGGCCGCGUACACUGCCGCUGUGGCUGUGGACUCGAAACCGGCGCCUAAUUUCCUUUGUAUCGCUAGCGACACGGUCACUAUAAAGGAUAUUGCUCAGGCACAGAGCAAUGUUGAGGGCGUCACAUACAAGCCCUCGUGGAUGGGUACAGUGGGUUCAACAGAGAUGUUGAUUCGCGUAAUGCGCUUCUUUGGAGGCGAGAAUGACGUGUUCCCGGCCUGGCAGGGCUUGCAGUACAUGGUGAACAUGUUUUCUGGUGCUGGAAAGCUCGGCCCGCUGGACAACAACCGAUACCCUGAUCUGAAGUGGACCAAGGUUGAGGAUUUCUUCCGGGAGCACAAGGUCAACGAAUGA
This is a messenger RNA of Penicillium odoratum, 825 nucleotides long. RefSeq lists its product as uncharacterized. The record is from RefSeq and is a predicted model, not a curated record. Bases 1 to 825 code for a protein of 274 amino acids. Lineage: Eukaryota; Fungi; Ascomycota; Eurotiomycetes; Eurotiales; Aspergillaceae. The transcript has a single exon.